GGAAGAGGGACUAUGCCCUCCAUUAUGCACUUCACACUUUCAUUUUAAAGUUCACGAUUUUAGGGAGAAUCCAGUGAUCUAGGAAAGGGGGAAGUACCUCAAGGACUAGCACAGAACAUGGAUCAUACCGUUUCUGGGAUCAAUGAAUGAGGAACAAAAAAACAGAACACAGGGCUAGCCUGAAUCAUAAUGGAGAGCAAAAAAUCCAGAACGUAAAAGCGAAAUAAGAAGUUUCUGGGCUAGGAGCUCAGCAAGUUUAUCAAGAGGACAGACAAGAGUGGUGUCAUGAGGGUUGGCUCAUUAUGGUUUUCUUUUCCCUUCUUAGUGUGCAGAUCUAUUUACACAACUCUUACCUCCCACUAGAUUGCCAGGCCCAUCGGUCAGUAAAAUUUUGUUGAAUAAAUGUUGGUGAUGAAGUAUCCUGGCACCUGGCCUUAUAAGGGACGCUGGGGCUAUUGGCAGUAGAGAUUCUCAUAGGAAAGCAAGAAUAUUUUGAGGACACAGAUGACUUGUCCGCACCGAUAAGAUUAAACACUUACUUCAUGUAAGACAGGGAUAACUGUGCAUUCGUAAACUUCUUUCUAGCAGAUACAUGCCUAUUUCCUUAAAGAGGGUCCUUUUUUAAAAAAGUCUUAUCAAAAACAUGGACGCUGAAGCAAAGUUCCUACCCCAGUACAAGGGCAAAUUAUAACACGCAAUCAUUAAAUUGCAUCAUCAACAAAUCUUUCCAUUUAAAAACAGCUGGAUUACAAUCCAAAUCAAGUAACAAGCUGCAGCUAAAACCUAGGUGGGGGCGGGAUGAAGAGAAAGGGGCUGGAAAGGGGAGGGGCCAAAACACUGGAGCUGUCGAGCCAAGGGCAAAUCACGCUUCCCACCGGACUCAGUCCCAAGGAAGCGAAGCCAUUAGCGCCGUUCCACUGCGCAGGCGCCACCCCUCAGCUCGCAUGCGCACCUAGGCCGGCGCGGCCUGACGAAAUUUCUUUUUACAGGCCUGUUGCUGCGGUCUCUUGUGUCUCCUUCUACCUUCUCCAUUUUCCUAGUCCCUGCAGGACUUUACUGGAAUAUUAUUUGGAGAAAGUGUCAUGGAAGUUCUGCGCCCACAGCUUGUAACAAUUGAUGGUCGGAAUUACAGGAAGAAUCCCAUCCAGGAACAGACUUAUCAGCAUGAAGAAGAUGAUGAGGAUUUUUAUCACGGCUCCAUGGAGGGUGCUGAUGAGCCCUGUGAUGCCUAUGAGGUGGAGCAGACGCCACAAGGCUUCCGGUCUACUGUGAGGGCCCCCAGCCUGCUCUACAAGCAUAUAGUUGGAAAGAGAGGGGACACUAAGAAGAAAAUAGAAAUGGAGACCAAAACUUCUAUUAGCAUUCCUAAACUUGGACAAGAUGGAGAAAUUGUAAUCACUGGCCAGCAUCGAAAUGGUAUAAUUUCAGCCCGAACUCGGAUUGAUGUUCUUUUGGACACUUUUAGAAGAAAGCAGCCCUUCACACACUUCCUUGCCUUCUUCCUCAAUGAAGUUGAGGUUCAAGAAGGAUUUCUGAGGUUCCAGGAAGAAGUUCUAGAGAAGUGUUCCAUGGAUCAUGGCGUUGAUAGCAGCAUUUUCCAGAAUCCCAAAAAGCUUCAUCUGACUAUAGGGAUGUUGGUGCUUUUGAGUGAGGAAGAGGUCCAGCAGACACGUGAGAUGUUACAGCAGUGUAAAGAAGAAUUCAUUAAUGACAUUUCUGGAGGCAGGCCCCUUGAAGUAGAGAUGGCAGGGAUAGAGUACAUGAAUGAUGACCCUGGCAUGGUGGACGUUCUUUACGCCAAAGUUCACAUGAAAGAUGGCUCCAACAGGCUACAAGAAUUAGUCGAUCGAGUGCUGGAACGUUUUCAGGCAUCUGGACUAAUAGUGAAAGAGUGGAAUAGUGUGAAACUGCAUGCUACAGUCAUGAAUACGCUAUUCAGGAAAGACCCCAAUGCUGAAGGCAGGUACAAUGUCUACACAGCGGAUGGCAAGUACAUCUUCAAGGAAAGAGAAUCAUUUGAUGGCCGAAACGUUUUAAAGUUGUUUGAGAACUUCUACUUUGGUUCCCUAAAACUAAACUCCAUUCACAUAUCUCAGAGGUUCACUGUAGACAACUUUGGAAACUACGCCUCCUGUGGACAAAUUGACUUCUCCUGAAGUGGAUCUUGGAAAGCAAGAGAAAUUGCACUUCCAGACAAGCUGCUGAAGAAAAAUAUCUUUAUUCUAAUUGCCAAGGAGUGCUGUGGAAGUUUGGAUGCAUGGUUCUCCUUGGACUCACCAUUGCCUCUAAUGGCUGUCUACAGUCAUCAAACUGUCAGACAAGGAGAACUUGGCCUAUAACCCUUGGCUUGUUCUUUUUUUUUCCCCCUUCUAUCUUGUUAUUCUGGUAAAAUACAUACAAUAUAAAAUUUGCCGUCUUGACCAUUUUAAGUAUAGGUCAGUGUUAAUAAAUGUAUCCAUAAUGUUGUGCAGCCUUCACCACCAUCUGUCUCUGCAAUGUUCUUGUCUUGUAAAAUCGAAACUCUAUACCCAUUAAACAAUACCUGGCAGCCA
Messenger RNA from Nycticebus coucang (slow loris), 2552 nucleotides. RefSeq names its product activating signal cointegrator 1 complex subunit 1 (gene ASCC1). Gene Ontology annotation, molecular function: RNA binding. The coding region runs from base 1083 to 2156 and encodes 357 amino acids. NCBI's taxonomy places the organism in Eukaryota, Metazoa, Chordata, Mammalia, Primates, Lorisidae. The record is from RefSeq and is a predicted model, not a curated record. Gene Ontology annotation, cellular component: nucleus. The transcript has 10 exons. Gene Ontology annotation, biological process: regulation of DNA-templated transcription; DNA alkylation repair.